Chelonoidis abingdonii (Abingdon island giant tortoise) is the source of this 848-nucleotide messenger RNA. RefSeq names its product intraflagellar transport 25 (gene IFT25). The record is from RefSeq and is a predicted model, not a curated record. Gene Ontology annotation, cellular component: intraciliary transport particle B; centrosome; cilium. NCBI's taxonomy places the organism in Eukaryota, Metazoa, Chordata, Testudines, Testudinidae. Gene Ontology annotation, biological process: intraciliary transport; multicellular organism development.
CGGAAGGGGAAGCUAUGAGCCAGGGGCGAGCGCGCGUGCGCGGGCUGAGAAAACGACGGGGAACCCCAGGCGGGAGCGCGCGGCGUCUCCACCCGAGACGAGAGACUAGCAAGAAAGGAUGAAAUCAACAGACCUGUGCCUUAGCUCUCAAGGGUCUGAAGUUGUUCUAGCCACAUCAAAUGAUGAAAAAUACCCCCCUGAAAACAUCAUUGAUGGAAGUUCAGAAACCUUUUGGACAACAACAGGAAUGUUCCCCCAGGAAUUCAUUAUUAGUUUUCAUAAAUGUGUGAAAAUUAGCAAACUCACAAUCCAGUGUUACUUAGUGCGGAGUUUGAGGAUUGAGAAAAGCUUAUCUAAAGAUCCAGUAGAUUUUGAAGUGUAUACUGAAAAAGAUUUACAAUACACAGAAGGGGCGCUUCAAACGGAAGAAUUUUCUCUUCCUGAAUUCCAGGCUACCUACUUGCGAUUCAUCAUCAAAUCUGCCUAUGAUCAUUUUGUUUCAGUGCACACAGUGAUGGCAGAAGGAGUAGCAGAAAAUCUUUAAGACCAAAUUUAAAGAAUUGCCUCAAAUUAUUUUGUAAUAUUUGUAGCAUAAAGGAUAUAUUUAUUAUUCAAACAUUAUAUUAAAAUGGAUUUUUGAAAUAUGGCUCCAGUAUGUCGUGUCCCCCACCCCCCAGCCAUUUAAUGUGUAAUGCAGUACAACUAUUAACUCUGGUAAUACGUUUGUAGUUUUCCAAUGUAGAGUACAAAUGUUGAAGAAUUACUUUUUGCUUAACCAUUAACAUAUGAGUAUAAUGGAUUCCACUUCUGAAUUGCAAUAUGUUGAGAUUAAAAGGCUAUUUACCAUA